Molecule: messenger RNA, 517 nt
Organism: Schistosoma mattheei
Lineage: Eukaryota; Metazoa; Platyhelminthes; Trematoda; Strigeidida; Schistosomatidae
Source: the annotation of a GenBank genome assembly
AUGAAUAAUAAUAUGGUAUUAGUUUUUCAACAGUUGUGUCAUAAAGCUCGUGAAAUGGUGCCUGUAAAAAAUAAAUUAUUUUUAAAGGAUAUGCAUUUCAAAGGAUUCCCAUUAUCUAUUUUAAGAGAAGCUUCUAAAGGCACUCGUUAUGAAAUGUUUACACGCUAUAUGCUUCAUUCAAAUAUUCCUAAUAUGUAUCUGUUUUCUGAGCCUACUCCUGAAAAAUGUCGUUAUGCAAUAAACAUAACCAAAAAAGUUCAUUUUCUUCUUUUGCUUGGCGGUAUUGUUGAUUAUAGGAUCAUGACUGUACAGCAACUGAAUGAGUUUGCUGCAUUGUCAUCUCAAGGCUUAGAUGGUGCACGUAGUCAUUUGGUUAUGUUAUUAGAGCAAAAUCGAGGCGGGCAAAUUGUGCAAGACUUAAACUAUCAUCAAUCUUUCAUUGUCAAUGGACUAAAAAAUUUGUAUGACGAAACAAAAAAUAGUAACGAGUCGUCUUCAUCUGAUUCAUGAGUCAUAA